Molecule: messenger RNA, 3109 nt
Organism: Gekko japonicus
Lineage: Eukaryota; Metazoa; Chordata; Lepidosauria; Squamata; Gekkonidae
Gene: CTPS2
Product: CTP synthase 2
Exons: 20
Coding region: 144-1910 (588 amino acids)
Biological process (GO): pyrimidine nucleobase biosynthetic process; CTP biosynthetic process
Cellular component (GO): cytoophidium; cytoplasm
Molecular function (GO): identical protein binding; CTP synthase activity
Source: RefSeq, a predicted model, not a curated record
CUCCUUUAAAAGCGACUCACUAGCAGAGGAAGGGAGGGAAGCGGAGGAACGGGCCGCUCAGCCAUACGGCCCUUGCCGCUGCAAUCGCCUCACUCGCCGCCAGAUUUCCAGUUCGAAAUUUGCAGUGUACCCCUAAAUACCCCAUGAAGUACAUCCUGGUAACUGGCGGUGUUAUUUCAGGCAUUGGUAAAGGAAUUAUUGCAAGUAGCAUAGGCACCAUCUUGAAAUCAUGUGGCCUUCGAGUUACUGCUAUCAAAAUAGAUCCUUACAUUAACAUAGAUGCUGGAACCUUCUCACCUUAUGAACAUGGUGAAGUGUUUGUUCUAAAUGAUGGUGGAGAAGUUGAUUUAGACUUGGGGAACUAUGAACGAUUCUUGGAUAUUAACCUUUAUAAGGAUAACAACAUUACUACUGGAAAGAUCUAUCAGCAUGUCAUCAAUAAAGAGAGGCAUGGUGACUACUUGGGGAAAACAGUUCAAGUCGUACCACAUAUUACUGAUGCUGUUCAAGAAUGGGUAAUGAACCAGGCAAAGGUUCCUGUGGAUAGCGAUAAGAAAGAGCCACAGAUAUGUGUAAUUGAACUGGGUGGAACUAUUGGAGACAUUGAAGGAAUGCCUUUUGUGGAAGCUUUCCGACAAUUUCAAUUUAAGGCCAAACGAGAGAAUUUCUGCAAUAUCCAUGUCAGUCUUGUGCCACAGCCUAAUGCUACUGGAGAACAGAAAACGAAGCCUACUCAGAAUAGCGUCCGGGCUUUAAGAGGUCUUGGUCUGUCUCCUGACUUGAUAGUCUGCAGAAGUACUAAGCCUAUCGAAAUGGCUGUGAAAGAAAAAAUAUCCAUGUUUUGUCAUGUAGAACCUGAACAGGUAAUAUUCAUCCAUGAUGUUUCUUCUACUUAUCGGGUGCCAAUCCUGUUGGAAGAGCAAGGCAUAAUUAAAUACUUUAAAGAGAGAUUGAACCUGCCAAUUGAUGACCACCCAAGUGAUCUUCUUUUCAAAUGGAAAAAAAUGGCAGAUAGGUAUGAAAGGAUGCUGAAGACAUGUUCUGUAGCUCUGGUUGGCAAGUACACAAAACUGAGUGAUUGCUAUACCUCUGUUUUCAAGGCCCUGGAACAUUCGGCUUUGGCAAUUAAUCACAGACUUGAUUUAAUGUAUAUAGACUCAGCAGAUCUUGAACACAAUACAGAAGCUGAGAAUCCAGUGAAAUUCCAUCAAGCCUGGCAAAAAUUAUGCAAAUCAGAUUGUAUUUUAGUCCCUGGAGGUUUUGGACACCGGGGCACAGAGGGAAAACUUCAAGCUAUUUCAUGGGCAAGAAAAAAGAAGAAGCCUUUCCUUGGAGUUUGUUUGGGGAUGCAGCUGGCAGUAGUGGAGUUUGCAAGGAAUUGCCUGAACUGGCCAGAUGCAAAUUCAACAGAAUUUGACCCCCACACUAAGAAUCCUGUCGUCAUUGACAUGCCUGAACACAAUCCUGGAGAUAUGGGAGGAACAAUGAGACUGGGGAAGAGGAAAACUAUUUUUAAAGUGGAGGACUCAAUCUUAAGGAAACUCUAUGGUGACGAAGUUUUUGUAGAAGAACGACACAGACAUCGCUAUGAGGUUAACCCUGAGCUGGUUAAUUUAUUUGAAGAAAAAGGUUUGAAAUUUGUUGGCCAUGACACCGAAGGGAAGAGAAUGGAGAUUGUUGAACUGGAUGGUCACCCGUAUUUCAUUGGCAUCCAGUUCCAUCCAGAGUUUUCUUCAAGACCCAUGAAGCCCUCACCUCCCUACCUUGGCCUCUUGCUUGCUGCAACAGGAUCACUCAAUGCAUAUUUGCAACGUGGAUGUAAACUGUCUCCAAGAAAGAAUGACAGCUACAGUGAUCUCAGUGAUGAUAGUUUUCCAGAAAAAGAACUUCCUGAAUCAGAAACAAACUGAAAAUUUUGCAAAGCAACAAGAACAUAAAGGAUGCAGAUAAAACUUCAAGUGGAAGAAAGGGGCACUCCAAAGGAAGAAAGGCUAUUAUGUCUUAAAAUCAUCAAAGAAAACUACUACAACAGCUUUCCUGUGAAGACCCCGUGUUCCAGACAAUACUUCUGCUGCCUCAAAUAAAAAAUCUGUUCCAUUUAAAAUUGCACAAAGGACCAUUCCAUCUUGAUUGGAGUUGAAUCUGUGCUAGCUGUGGAUAGCAGGAAGAGGAGGGGAUAUUUUGAAGAAAAAUUUAAUUGCUUAUAAAAUGUCAACCUGAAAAGUAUAUUGCUUUUAAGAAACUGGGCGAAACAUGAUCAGUCUGUUUGAUCAAACCUUUUCUUAGGUUCAUUUCUUCAUUUUUUUCAGUGACUGACCGUCAGGCAAAAAUACUUUAGUAAGGGAUGAUAUGCAUACUUAUUUAUCUUGACCUGUACCACUGUACACAUUUGCUUUUUGUCCUGUGACAAUAUUGUUGAACAAAUGUCACUGUUGGAAUAGAAUGACAACUUAGUAAAUAAUAAAACAAAAGAUUGUAAACUGUCCAGUUUUAUAUAAGUUCCAAAUCUCGGUGUUUGUAUCCACUGUGCAGGUGUUAAGUUAAGUUAAGGAGCAGUUGUGAACAUGGAGUUGACAUUCAAAUAAUUCUUUGCUUUUAUACCAUGUGGAUCCACGUGUACCACACUGGGACAGUCUUGAGAAUGUUGUAACAAGUCUAAAGCAAAUUUCUACUUACAUUCGUUUUAGUAGUACUAAUGCACAUAUUAACUAUAGGCAAAAUUGUAUAUUAUUUACCGUGUCUGCCACAGUGUGGCAGCAGUCAUCUCAUCAAAAACAAAAGAUCCAUUUUGCACUUCAUCUACUUCUUUGAAACUAGUGAAGAUAUGUUUCGGCAUCUAGUCAGCUAGUGGUACACAUAUUAUUGCACUUUUUUAGGGAGAAGAGGCUCUUUAUGGCAUAAGAUUUUCAGACAGUGCUUUAAUUUCCUAUAAAUUAUAUCAGAGAAAUUAUAUCAGGCAAACAGUAGCCCAUACAUGUGAUUUUUAAAGUGAUUGACUUUACUUUGCAAGUAUAUGAUCCUUUAUUAGUCACUGGUUUUCUAAUUUCUAGACCUAUUUGAGACAUUUGAGACAUAUCUAGAAAAAUUAACUGUAUAUGUUUAUUUUUGA